CUUCAGUUAUGCAGGACCAACAUGCAACCAAUCCCUUUAUAGAAUGGACAAUAACCCAUGGGUUCUUCACAUGGAUGGGUGGAUUUAUGCUCUACGUUGAUGGCAUGCCGCGAGCUACUCUUACUUCCAAUGAACUCCUGGAGUUUGUUCGUAGGGGAUCCGUGGACAUGCCAGUCAUCACAGAAGCAGAUAUAGAAGACCGAAGCAAGGGUGAUGGACUAUCCAAAGGCAUCGCCAUUCUUCAGUUGGUGUGGUUUGUCUCACAGCUUGUCGCUCGUUGCAUCCAGAACCUUCCGAUAACCCUGCUUGAAAUUGACACUCUGGCAGUAGCUGCCUUGACCUGCAUUUCUUAUGCUUUGUGGUGGAAGAAGCCUAAGGAUGUGGGAUGUCCUUAUAUUGUUCAUCUGAAAGCAAAUGCAACUCCGCCAGACCUGCUAAACUAUGAUUACAACAGAGACUUUAGCCCCAGGUCCUACUAUGAGCGGAUUAGGGGACAUAUAUUUUAUCCCUUUGUCUGUCUCAUUGGCAUUGAGGCAAACCCUUCCCCCCGUGCUGCCUGUUAUCGUCGUGUGCCAUCUCUAGGUGGCUACAAUGCCUGUAAGUUUGACGAUAACGGGGGCCUACUGACUAGGUAUCGUGUUGGUAAGAUCAUACUUCUCAGUGGAUGUUUCAAUGGGAUGGUGUUUGGAGGGAUACAUUGUCUCGGUUGGAAUUACUGUUUCACAGCCACGCAGAGCACAUUAUGGCGCGCAACCUCCCUUUUGGUAAUAUGUGCACCAGUAGUUAUUUCGCUUGAUACCCUGUCACUCAUGCACAGACAGUGGCCUUUGAUUAAGAUAUUUGGACUUUAUCCUGGACAGAUCGCCACUCUCAUAUAUAUUACUGCGUGUAUUACACUAAUUGCACUCAUAAUUCUGAGCUUAUUACAAUCACUACCUACUGGCGUAUACGAUACAGUAGCUUGGACUGCAUUUAUUCCGCAUUUGUAGUUUUGUUUCAUUGAUGUAACAGGGCAUGCCAACUUACCUGAUGGAUCACUG
Suillus fuscotomentosus is the source of this 1040-nucleotide messenger RNA. RefSeq lists its product as uncharacterized. The transcript has 2 exons. NCBI's taxonomy places the organism in Eukaryota, Fungi, Basidiomycota, Agaricomycetes, Boletales, Suillaceae. The record is from RefSeq and is a predicted model, not a curated record. The coding region runs from base 75 to 989 and encodes 304 amino acids.